UGGUUUUCCCUGAUGGGGGCGCAGUCCGCCCUCAUCGAGACCUUCCAGUCUGCAGGGAUCCGUGCUCUCGAGCUGCUGGCGCUGCGCCAGUCCCUGAUCUCGGCGGUGCCCCAGUGCCCCGCGGUCUCGCUGGCGUGCCCGCCCGCGAACGUCUCUUGCCCCGUCCAGGUCUGCCCAGCGCUGGCCUGCCCGACCCCAGCGUGCCCCGUGCCGCUGGUGGAUCUCUCCUGCCCGCCUGCAGGAGCGGAGCUCGUCCCUGACGGGCUCGACAUCCUCUCGGCCUGCUGGGGAUACCUGGCAGGAGCCUCUGCGGGGCUCGGGCUGGGCGGCGCACUCUGGCGGCGGGGCGGCCGCGUCGACGCCGAGGCGACAGGGGUCGGAGAUCGAGCGCGAGAGCAGCUGCAGCUGAUCAGGCUCGUGACAGGGGUCUCGAUCGGGGAUCCAGGUCUUGUCAGCACGUACUCGCCAGAUGGGGACCACUACGCCGAGUACACGACGUCCGACGACCUCAGAGAUGUGCAGUGGUCGGGAGCGCAGGGCGCCACCCCCCCUGGGGUCAACCCCGCCCACGUCUACCGUUUCCGCCAGGUGCCAACGGCGGCCGAGGUCCAGCAGCUGAUCCGCGAGGGCUCGCUCCUGAUCGGGGGGGUGGCGCCGCCUGCUGCCGCUGUUCCGGCCGCCGCAGCGGCGCCCGUGGCGGCUCCCCCCGCGGCGGCCGCACCGCAGGGGGCCAUCGUGCCUCGAGGCGCUGGCGUGGUGGGAGGGGUCCCCCGCGCUGGGGCCGCGGCCGCCCCCGCAGUGGCUGGCACAGUUUGGCUGGCUAUUGAGGACUUCCAGGGGGUGCGGCGCUGCGAGCAGAUGCCUGAUCCUCUCCCUCAGGGUGCCGUCGUACACGGGGAGCUGGCGCUGGUGCCUCAUGGAGGGGGCUUCGUCGGAGCGCGCCAGGUGGCCCUAGCCGACGUGGAUGCCUUCGUCGUGGACGACCUGCGCGUGCUGCCUGUGCGUUUCAACCAGCAGGGGGCGCGCCGUCGCCCAUACAGCGAGGCCGUGGACAUGCAGAUCGUGGAUGAGCCUGAGGGAGGCAUCAUGCUGCAGGGCCCUCGCACUACGGAUUGGGUGCUGAGGUCGUAUCGGGAUGCCGGGCUCACGCCAGUCACUCACCACUCGAACUGGCUGAGGCGAAGGCUGGCACAUAGGCGGCAGACGGAGCAGUGUGCCAAUGAUGUCAUUGCGGGUCUCAACGCUCUCCAUUCUCCGUGCGAGCAGCGUGGGCCCGUCACGGCGGCUCAGCGGCUUGCUACCGCCACCAUUUUGAACGAGGUCAAGAUGGCCCCGAAGUCUGACACUCACUUUUCUCGCCGUGGAGCCGCGAAGGAGCUCCUGGCCUCCAGCCUGUCCUACACCGCGGGCGAGGCACCGAGUCCCGUGGUAAGGUACGUCAGAUCCCGAGUCGACAUCCCAGAAGUGGGUGCGGUCACACCUCCUGUUGAGUCGGUGCUCGACGGGAUCGGGAGGAGCUACGUGCUGGACUACGAGCAAGCCAUGAUGAAGACUCCUGACGAGUGGUCCCGCGUCUUGGAUAGCGAGCCGCCCGUCACCCCCUACAUGGAUGAAGUUUUGAAGCGUGACCCAGUGGCAUACCGCACUUUCAUCGGCGACCUGGUGAAGGCUAACAUGCUGGGUUUCACGCACCGCCCGAAGGAUUUAGUCACCCCCUUUUUCGUGGCCAAGAAGAGUGGAGCGCAGCGUCUAGUGUGGGACGCUAGAGUGCCAAAUCGACGUUUUCGCGACCCGCCGCCGCUGGCCAUGGGGACAUCGGCGGCGUACGGUCGCCUACAGCUACCUGAUGAUCGUAAGGAGGACGGCAGCUUCAACACCAAGCUUUUCUGCGCCCAGGCUGACGUGCGCAACUACUUCUACGCUCUCGGCCUGAGGGAGGAGCUGGGACUGUUCUUCUCGCUGCCUCCGGUGGUCGAGGCCACUGACGUCUUCACCAGCCUCGGCCGUCUGAUCGACGGCGCGUCUGGGCGAGUUUUCUCACGGCCCGAGCGCUCCGAGCGCCUCCGCCAAGCUUCACUGUGGCUAGAGCAGCGCCCUAGAGUCACGGGGGGGGAGGUGGAGAGGUACGUGGGUCACCUCAUUGAUCAUCUGAUGCUGAAGAGGGAGCUGCUCUCGAUCCUCAGGAGUUUGUAUGAUUUCGUCAGAGAGUGCUAUCACGUGCGAGCCCGUCUCUGGCCCUCGGCUGCCCGCGAAGUCGAGCAGUGCCGACGCCUGCUGCCGCUGAUGUCUGCCAACCUUCGGCUUCAGUGGUCGCCGACGGUCUUCGCUUACGACGCGUGCUUGACGGGUAUGGCCACGUGUCAGACAACACUGUCAUCAGAUCUUGUCAAGCGCAUCGGGUCAGUCAGUGAGAGAUGGAGAUAUCGCAUGCCUUCGGCUAUCUCGGCACGCCGUUCUGCUCUGGGAGUCCGUUCUGGAGGCUAUGAGGCCUCGGAGGGGCCGUUCGACGUCUUCAGCGACAUCGAGACCGCCAAGGCCCCCAAGAGCACCAGCAUGGACCUCAUCAAGGACCCCUGGGAGCUCAACCCGCAGUUCACAGAGGUGCCCGUACAGGCUCUGCAGGGCCCCCAGUGGAAGCAGGUGGUCUCGGCCAGGGUUCACGUCAAGGUGCCCCGCCUGCCCCGCGCGGCGUCCGUCAAGCGCCCAGCUGCCAGCCCCAAGAUCGCGCAGAAGAGCUUUUUGAAGGGCAGGCCGUUUGUUGGGGCGACGAAGGAGGAGAGGAUUGCUCACCGUCUGCGGGCCUCUGGGCCGUUCACGAUGGUGGGGGAGGACGAGAGGGGCUUCCUGGAGUGGAACGCGGUGGCGCCCGAGACCCAGGCAUGCUACAAGGGCGCCCUCGACGACUUCCAGACGUUCGUGGACCUUUUCGAGCUGCCGCUGCACGCCGCGGCUCAGGUCGACCUGGCGCUGAUGAACUACGCCGACUACGCCUGGAGCAUCGGGCUCGAGAGAGCCGCCGUCCUGAAAACAUAUGCCGCGUACAUCUCGGCGCACCCCGACUUUUCCCGAAAGGGGUCGCUCCGCCUGCCGCGUUUCUGUCGGGCCCUCCAGGGUUGGAGGCGCCUGGGCCCAGGCCAGACGCGCCCGCCCAUGCCCUGGCAAGUGGUCGCGCUGGUCGCUCUGGCGAUGGCCACGCAGCUGGGGUCCCCGCGCGCGGCGCUCAUGGUGGUGACGAUGUUCUGGGUGUACCUCAGGCCCUCCGAGGCCGUCGGCCUGCGCGAGCAGGACCUCUUCCUCCCCUCGGGCUCGCGCACGGACUGCGGCUUCAACCUGCGCCCCAGCGCGAGGGGCGAGCGCAGCAACGCCAGCUUGUCGGACGAGAGCCUGCUCCUCGAUUCGGUCGAUGUGCCCUGGCUGGGCCCGCUGCUGGCGCGCGCGAGGUCGGGGGGCCCGCAGGCGCCGCUGUUCCGUCUCACCGCCGCGCAGCUGGGCGUCAUGUGGCGUCAGGCGCUGGAGCUGGCCGAGGUGCCCGCCAAGUGCGUGCCCUACCAGCUCCGCCACGGUGGCCCGUCGCACGAUCGCCUCAAGAGGUAUCGUUCCAUGGGCGAGAUCAAGAGGCGCGGGCGGUGGGCCAGCGACUACACGAUGAAACGCUACGAGGCCCACGCGCUGGUGCAGCAGGAGCCGGCGGCACUCCCAGUCGACGUCCGCCGCAGGGCCGAGGCGGCGCCCGCGAAGCUGCACGCCGAGCUCGAGAGGCUCCUGGCGCGGCCCCAGAGGCCGUUCGUCGAGCUCAUGCGCGGCUCCGCCGCCUUGGCCAAGGCCGUCCACGCCGCCGGCUGGGCUUCGGAAGGCUGGGGCUAUGCUGGCGACCCGCGAGCCGACCUUCUUGAUGAGUCCCUCGUCGACAGUCUGGUUUUGAGGAUCUCACGGAAGGAAGUCGCGGGGGUGCAUGUCGGCCUGGACUGCAAAACGUGGAGCCGGGCAAGGAAGAAUGAUGGACAGGGUCCGCCGCCGCUCAGGGACGAUGCGAAUUUGCACGGCCUCCCUCUGCUGGCGGCGGCAGACGCUGAGAAGGUGAGGAUCGCCAAUCGUCUGCUCGCUAAUGUUCUGCGCCUGCUGGCGGCGGCCGUCGAGGCGGGAGUCCCCUUCUCUCUCGAGAACCCUCGCACGUCUCGCCUCUGGCUGGUCCCAAAGCUGCUGGACAUGGCCCGCGACGCUCACGCCGAGUGGGCUUCUGUUGAUUAUUGCCAGUAUCAG
Prorocentrum cordatum is the source of this 4260-nucleotide messenger RNA. Lineage: Eukaryota; Dinophyceae; Prorocentrales; Prorocentraceae. The record is from the annotation of a GenBank genome assembly.